GUAAUUUUUGUUUUUCGGGGCGUGAGGACAUUUGUUUCCUUCUGUGAAAGAGAGAAAAUCGGCUCGGACUGAAAAGAGAAGCAGCCCUGUAAUUAAUCAGGCCGGGAGGGAAAAGACAGUAAUCCGUCAUAAUGAAAGGAAGAGAUAUCAGUCUGAUGACAGCAAGCACUAUCAAGAUUAUACUGAAGCUAUGAGGCCUUUGUGGAGCUCUGGCUUGUCUGGACUCUGCAAUUUUCCAAUAGAGGAAUCUUGAAAAGGACUGACCAUUUCUUGCAGUUCUAAAAUCAUGGCCCAUGGUUCAGUGACAUUCAGGGAUGUGGCCAUCGACUUCUCACAGGAAGAGUGGGAAUGCCUGGACCCUGCUCAGAGGGACUUGUAUAGAGACGUGAUGUGGGAGAACUACAGCAACUUUAUCUCACUAGCAGGAUCUUUCAUUUCUAAGCCAGAUGUGAUUGCCUUACUGGAUGAAGAAGGGAAGGAACCCAAGAUGGGUGUGAGGGAAGGGACAAGAAGAUACUGCCCUGAUUUGGAGUCCGGAUACAAGAUCAAUAGUUUAUCUCCAGAAAAGGACAUUUAUGAAAUAUAUUCAUUCCAGUGGGAGAUAAUGGAAAGAAUUAAAAGCUAUAGCCUUCAGGGCUCCAUUUUUAGAAAUGACUGGGAAUGCAAAAGCAAAUUUGAAGGGGAAAAGGAACCGCAAGAGGGAUAUUUUGGGGAAGUGAAAAUUACCUCUGAAAAAAUGACCACUUACAAAAAGCACAAUUUUCUUGAAUAUCAGAGAGUUCAUAAUGGAGAAAAGAUAUAUGAAUGUAAGGAAUGUAGGAAGACAUUUAUUCGUCGCUCAACACUUAGUCAACACCUAAGAAUUCAUACUGGUGAGAAACCUUAUAAAUGUAAGGAAUGUGGGCAGGCCUUUAGACAACGUGCACACCUUAUUCGACAUCACAAACUUCAUACUGGUGAGAAACCCUAUGAAUGUAAGGAUUGUGGAAAGGCCUUUACAGUGCUCCAAGAACUUACUCAACAUCAGAGACUUCAUACUGGUGAAAAACCCUACGAAUGUAAGGAAUGUGGAAAGGCCUUUAGAGUACAUCAGCAACUGGCUCGACAUCAGAGAAUUCACACUGGUGAGAAACCCUAUGAAUGUAAGGAAUGUGGGAAGACCUUUAGACAGUGUACACACCUUACUCGACAUCAGAGACUUCAUACUGCUGAGAAGCUCUAUGAAUGUAAGGAAUGUGGAAAAGCCUUUGUGUGUGGUCCAGAACUUAGAGUACAUCAGAAAAUUCAUUUUGGUGAGAAACCAUACACAUGUAAGGAAUGUGGAAAGGCUUUUAGAAUAUGCCAACAACUUACUGUCCAUCAGAGUAUUCAUACUGGUGAGAAACCCUAUGAAUGUAAAGAAUGUGGGAAGACGUUUAGAUUAAGGCAACAACUUGUUCGCCAUCAGAGAAUUCAUACUCGUGAGAAACCUUAUGAAUGUAUGGAAUGUUGGAAAACCUUUAGUAGUUACUCACAACUUAUUUCACAUCAGAGCAUUCAUAUUGGUGAGAGACCCUAUGAAUGUGAAGAAUGUGGAAAGGCCUUUAGACUUCUCUCACAACUUACUCAGCAUCAGAGUAUUCAUACUGGGGAGAAACCUUAUGAAUGUAAGGAAUGUAGAAAACCUUUUAGACUGCUCUCCCAACUUACUCAGCAUCAGAGUAUUCAUACUGGUGAGAAGCCUUAUGAAUGUAAGGAAUGUGGUAAGGCUUUUAGACUUUAUUCAUUUCUUACUCAACACCAGAGAAUUCAUACUGGUGAGAAACCCUACAAAUGUAAGGAAUGUAGAAAGGCCUUUAGACAACAUUCACACCUAACUCAACAUCAGAAGAUUCAUAAUGGAAUUUAAUACUAGAAAACUUUUCAAAUGUACAUUAUGUCACAGAAUAUCAGAAGAUGCAUUUUUGAGAUAACUGUAUGCUCACAACUGAGCAUAAGACAUUUUAUGUUAGAGAAAGGAUAUGUUGUUUUAAAAAGUCUUUCAUCACCAUUCAAACAUUGACUAUCUUCAGUAAAUUCCUGUGACAGAAUAAUGUAAUGAAUGCAGGGAAAUCUUUAGCCUUAUCUGUCAUUAUCUCUAUUUCAUCACUUUACCCCCAGUGUGAUAUGGGCCAAGAUACUUAAACUCCUGUGCCUAGUUUUACUAACUUGUAAUAUGGUGAUAGUAGUAUUUAUAUGUAUUAGUUAUUUA
Messenger RNA from Cynocephalus volans (Philippine flying lemur), 2230 nucleotides. Its product is annotated as zinc finger protein 14 homolog. Gene Ontology annotation, molecular function: RNA polymerase II cis-regulatory region sequence-specific DNA binding; DNA-binding transcription factor activity, RNA polymerase II-specific. Lineage: Eukaryota; Metazoa; Chordata; Mammalia; Dermoptera; Cynocephalidae. Gene Ontology annotation, biological process: regulation of transcription by RNA polymerase II. Gene Ontology annotation, cellular component: nucleus. The transcript has 6 exons. The record is from RefSeq and is a predicted model, not a curated record. The coding region runs from base 287 to 1888 and encodes 533 amino acids.